AUGGGAAUGACUUCAACCCGUAAUAUUCAAAGCAUGUGUCCGUUUAGUGUGGUUGUGCUUGCCAUGUGCUUUUCGUUACUGCUAACAGGUGAGCUGACAUGUUUAUUUCAGUUGUGAAAAAGCCUUACCUUGAGGUAGAUAGUUUUUGAAGCUUUAAAAAUGAGAUAGUUUGAAGCUAAGAAUAUGUUGUGAUUGUUGGCAAUCCCACCGUCAUUAUUAUUCUUCGUUUUAAACCUUGCCUGAUAAGAGAUGUUGGAAAGAUGUCUGUAAAAACCCCAUUCUUUUCCAACACAAAGUAUCGCCUCCAAAAGUUAAGUAUUACUUCCACCAAUGUUUUCGUUUAUCAAACAAUUCUAUGCAUAGUGAAGUAUGGGGUUAUACGGAAAUCUUGCCAUACUUAACAUUUUGAAUAUCUCUACAAUGGCCACUCUUAAAAUCUUGUUCAGGAAUUGGAGGAAAUCAUUCACAUACUUAUAAACAACACAACGUUAAUGGGCAAAGGCCACAACUUGUUUCAAGAUGCUGUCGUAAGUGCAUGGAAUUUAAAAACCAUUAUUGAUCAUUAAGAAUAAGACCACUCUAGAUGACUGUGUGAUGUAUAAUGAUAUACCUUUCCAUCUUUUAGGAAAUGAUGUGAAAUGUCAAAAAAUUUCCUGAGGCAAAUGUCCAAUGUUGAGUAACCUUUUGGCUUUCGAGUGGUACUGUGUUCAACUAAGUAAACAAAAGGUUCAAACUGAGCAUGAAACUUAAAAUUUUCAAAAUCAAGAUAAUUCGUUUUCAACUUGUUAAGGGAAUAGGAAAAUUAAAAAAAAAAAUGCAAUGAAAAUAGUUUCAACAGUAUCCUUUAGCCCAGGUCUUUCCUUUUACUUGUAAGUUGAAUAGUACAUCAUCUAAGGCAAUGCUGGUGGGGCAGGUUGACAUCUUGGGCUGGCUUCAUGUCAGACUUAAUUUUGGAUUUUACAGUUAUGUUUUCCUGUGUGAUUGGGUUCUGAUUUGUGGCUGGUUCAUUACUUGUCUGAGGUGAGGGAGAGCUCAGAGGUGAACUAGGAAUUCUCAGUAGGUUCACAGAUGGCUUAGGUGUUCGCUAUUACUCCUGAACUGCGUUCUCUUUUGUGUUUGGAUGGAACAGGAUCAAACAUUCACAUGGUCACUUGUUUUUUCACAGUCCAUAUUUUGCAGCUCUAAUUUACAUGUCUUGGUUUGUGUGUACUGAAUUGUCACCUUUGAAAAUUGGACAUGGUUACUCUGCAGUAUUUCUGAAGUAGUUCUCAAUCUACUCUUCCGUUCUUUCUGACUUCCGGGGUUUUGUUACACCUCCCAAAAAUAAGUUUUUGUUGUGAAAAGAGCUUUGUUUAUAUCGAUUUUUGUUCUUUGGGCUUUUUGGCUUAUGCAAAUGAAGAAUUUUUUUUGCUAUUGUGAAAAGCUCCUUUCUUUGUGUUUCACCUUUGACAGCUUCAAGGGAAAUCUAAAUUCGAUUUAUUUUUUUCCAAUUCAGGGCAAGAUUUCCCUGUAAUUCUAAGGGAGUUAGGGGAAGCAAAAUUUGAAGUAAAAGUGUUAGAGAAAACUUGAGUCUGAAACUUGGUGGCAAACAAUUUAAACAAACUUUGAACUUAACACUUCCACAUCUUGGAAAUCUUUGGCAGGUCACUUGCGAAAGACUUUUUGAAAACUGCACUUCAGUGAAGGAGAUAUUGACAGAAAAAUAUUGUUUAUACCAUCAUGUAAGGAAAUCAUGCAGGAAGAAUUCACUCAGAUAUAAAUAAAAAAAAAACAAAACAAAACACAACUUAAAUAGGCAAAAGCCAUAGACAAGUGCAAACUUUGAAUAAGAUAUUGGCUUGAGAUCAUAGAAUGUAGCAAAAUUGUUUUUCUCUUGCUAUUAAUUCAGGGAUACAGGGCAUUUGCACAAGGCAUGCAGUUUGUUGUGGUACUUGAAGUGACUGGGAAUAAUGCUAAUCCUCCAGAUGAGAUUCCUGAACAUGUUUUGAGUUUUUGGCUGCACUUGAUAAUUUGCACCAAGUCUUGUAAAUUAAUUUUGUUUUUUCUUUUUUUUAACAGGCUUACCCAUCAAUGCCACAAGUUGUCCUAGUUUUAAACUCGUAAUCAUUGAAAUGAUUGGUGCUACUGAUCUGACAAUUGAUUGUAACACCACAAAUCCAAAUGCCAAUGUAACAUUGCUGUUGGACAAUGUUAGAUUACCUGUUGGGGGCAGAGUUACACUUCACAAGCAAGUCUUCACUAUUCACAACAUUUCAACUAGAGAUACAGGAAGAUAUAAAUGUGUAACCAGUAGUGGUUCAAGCAUGACAGUUUUUUGCCAGACCGUAAUCUACACUUCUGAAGGUAUGACUCAAAUUGAAAUAUGAAUCAUUCUUACUCCCAUAAUUCAAUUAGAAAUUACCUUCUCUUGAGAAUUUCAAGGUGUACAGGUGUUUGAAGAAUCUAACUGAUAUCUGGGAAGUAUGAGUUUAAGCCCAAUCAAAACAUGAAUUUUUUUUUCACCCCUGAGUUCCUGCCUAUUUUAAAUUUGAACUUUCAUUUUAUAAUACAUUUUUUAGAUGAUAAUUAUUUUUAUGAAGGGGGAGAGGGGAAGAGGUUAUGAAUGCUUGUCUACCCAAUUUGUAAAUAAUUAUUAUUCCAACAAGCUGUUCAAAUAGUUUAUGAAACAUUUUUAUUUUGACCUUUAUGAAAGGGUGUGUCAGAGAUAAAGUACAGCCAUUCCUGCCAGCUAAGUAGGUAAUCUGGACCUGGACAAGGAACUAACCAACUUGUACCAACAAAGAUGAUAAAUGUGUACCAAGACAACAAAGGGAUAUCUUGGAUGGCAGUUAAUGAUUGAGUGUAAUAUGUUUAAAUUAAUUUUUUGUCUCUAGAGAAACAAGCAUGCUGUCCAAAAGUGACUCCUGAAGUAAAGGUUAUGGAGGCUGGUAUGAGCACAAAUUUCACUUGCAAAGCCGCUACUACUGGUAGUCUCUCAAAGUAUUUUACUUUAAAGUGGUUGAGAGAAGAGAAUGGAACUAGUGUGGAAAUUCGUCAAGGUGACACAAUGCACAAGCAAACUGUUGUAUCAUAUGGCCAUUCUGUUCUUACAAUUACAAAUGCACAACUUACACCAGCAGAGGGUGUAACGUAUCGCUGUCAGAUAACCUACAGGGGUACAGCAUCUUCCUCCCUCCCUCUACGUUUGAUAGUAGUCAAAGGUGAGUUUUAAUAAUAAUCACGAGAGAUAACAUAAUUUCAUAUUCUGACAUGUACAUACCAUAAUUAUUUGAUGUAGAACCCUGUUUCUAUUAAGGGUCCCCUCUCUGAUAAUCACCCCCUUCAAAUUAGUUUUUGUCAAUAAGUGCCCCUAUUCUAAUAAGUGCCCCUAUUCUAAUAAGUGCCCUACUGAGUAAGCAUCUUCAUUCCAAAAAGUGUCUAUACUAACUAACAAGUGCCCCUAUUCCAACAAUCACCCCUGUUCUAUUUCAGUCAAAGCACUGUUAAUCUAUGAGUAUAUGACUGUACAUUGAGAUCAACCAUGGUCUAUCUUCCUAUUAGUGCUCACUCAAAGCCUCAUAACAAAAAGAUGGUCUUCAUCUCAGUCUCUUAAUCAUUAUGUUGCCAUAAGUCCACAGUUCCUUUGAAGCAAAGAUCCCAUUUCAAAAUUUUGGGACAAUUACUCGGCCAGUCAUCCUUGCAAGGAAAGAUCCAGGGACAAGAAGUCCAUUUUUCAGUCUUUUUGAUCCUCAGUCUAAUUAAUAUCAAAGCUUUUUUUCACAUCCUGCUGUGUCUUAAAAACAAAUAACAGCCCUCUCCCUAAUAGGGGACUUUGUUUUGAAUAAGUGUCCUCCCUUGAGGUUCCAAAAGUAAAUAAUUGAUAAUUGCAAUAACGUCAUUAAAAAGGAAAAAUUCCUUGUAUAAUUAUUAUGGGCAACCCCCUAUUUUUCACUUACAUAUUUAACUUAAUUAGAAUUUAUUAUUUGCAAAAGCCGGCUCUGUGGGUACCACCAACUCAGAUUGUCGAGCCCAAUUCCACUCCCUUAUUUUCCAAACUAGGAAUUUUAGAUAUUUUUGAAGUCAGUAAGUUUGAAUUGCCAAAUUCAUGUUUUAUUAUGAAAAUGACCUAUUGCCCCCAUUACUUCUCAACCUUUUGGUAACAAAUAGCCAUAUUCACUGCUAUAGUAUCAGGACAACCAAUAAUUAUUGAACUCAUUUGUGUCAUACAAAUCUCAGGCAAUUUGCAAUUUUCUACCAAGGUAUUAAAAUCUGGAUUACUCUGUUCCUGUUUCAGUCACUUGUUUGUCAAAUCUUCUUAAAUUUGAACUGAAAAUGCAAGAGUUUUUAAUUAAGUAGUCACUCAAUUGGCCAAGCCACACAUUUGCAGGACUUAUUCUUUUUUCAAUAUAUUGUUGUAGCUGAGAUGGCCUCUCCUAUAAGGCUGGUGGCUUCCUGGGUCUCCUUGCCUUCUAUAAAUUAUAAUGCUGUAGAUAAUUGCUUUUUUGUAUUGUCAAACAUACAAAUAAAUGAUGCUGAUGAUGAAGCAAAUCCCAUUUUUGGCUAGAACAGCUCCAAAUCUUUAUCACUGAUGCGACUGUUGAUUAAAAAUUAAGUAAUUUAUAGAUCAAUUUACAUAUUAGACUUAAUUCCAUAUUUUAGCAUAAGUUUGUUAACUAUUAAGAUCUUUAAAAAGGUGAUUAUUUUUCCUGUUAAUGAAACAAUACAGUUUUUGUUGAUGGGCAUAAUUAUGUUUUGGGCCAACUUAGGCCAAGCCAUCAGGUAAGGGUUAAAAUGACUCUGAGAACAGCCUAAAACAUAUAAAUCAUAUGCCUAAGAGCAUAAACUGUAUUACUAUUCAUUAUUGAUUUGGAGGGUACUGAGCAAAUAAAAACUGAAAAAAAAAUAAUAAAACAACCUGCACAAUCAUGUGAGCGUGCAUGAAGCCAAAAACCAUUUAAACCCCAAAUGUGCCAUGAUGCCCAACAAUGUGAUAAUAAGUUUUAUUUUUAUUUUUUUUACUUUUUUCCUUGAGACAAUUACAGUUGCAUAUUUGAAGUAAGACAGUCACAUUUGCCAGUGGUCUAAAUGUAUCAGGAAAUGGUAGCUUGGAAACUUUGAAUGAUAAGCCUUUUUUCUUCCUUUAUUUGCCAACAGAUUUUGCACCCAACAUAAUAUUUUUAAAGUCUUUAGAGGAAUCAGGAACUGUUAAGGAGAAAGAUAAGUUGUCAAUGCGUUGUCGAGCACGCAGCUUCCCAUUGUCUAACAUCACUUGGAUUCAUAAUGGAGCAAAAAUGUCAGUGUGUUUAAUAACUCGAAGUCAGGAUUGCAUGGGGAAAAGUUACAAAGUGCUGCAAGAUACCAAUAAGCAGUGGCUUACCUCAAUUAGCCAACUUAUUAUAGAGAGUACAAGUUUUCCAAGAGAUAAUGGGACUUACACCUGUGUAGCAAGGAACAGCAAGAGUUACGAUGAAAAAAACCUGGAAAUUUCCAUUGAGAGUAUGUGUUAUAAAAAUCAUAUGUAGUUUUUUAUGGUUAAAUGGAUGAUUUCUUUUAGUUGAUAUAACCUUUUGCUGUCAACCCCACUAAGAAUUACCAUGCAAUUGCAAACUGACCUAUUUUUUUCAGAGUUCUAGCUUGUUUUGGGCUUGGGAAGCCAGGUACCUCUGUAGUAGUAGAGAUUUGACUGUUACUGUAACUUUUGACAUACUGAGUCCAUCAUUAAAGCAUACAAACAGCAAAUGGAAGGGUCAAUUUUCAGAUGAUAUAGCUGUCUAUAGGCCAUUUAAAAAUUUCAUUUUGAGAGCUGUGUAAUUGUUAUAAUUCAGCAUAGUUACACUGUAGAUACUUAAUGAUAAUUUGUUAUUUUCUUUAGCUGUACCCACUUUGGAUAAGUCGAAGUCAUUCUGGACAAGUAGAAGAAUCUACUGUGAGAUCAGCCAAUCCAAUCCAUUGCCAACUUUCAAAUGGCAGCAUCAAAAUGGCCCGUGUUUGAACUUCAAUCCAGAAUGUUACCCAGACAACAGCAACUGGAAAGACCUUCCCACUAGCUUUGUCAUUUCCCCACCUAGUGGCGAUGCCACUUACAGGAGCACUGUUGACAUUCCGCUAGACACUCAGUCAGGAUUUUUAAGAUGUUUGGCAGCCAACACAGGAGGAAGUGAUGAAAAUAUGAUGCGAUUCUUUGCUAGUGGUGAGUUAUGAGUGAUAAUUAUUACUGUAGAAGGUGAUGAAAUGCUACUUAAUUAAAUGCAUCAUACCGUAUCCAUACUUCUAUCAUAUUUUGGCAUUAUUGAUAAUAAAUAAAUCUGCAAAAUGAUUAAUUUUUGAGAGUAAGGGUUUUUUGGGAUGAAAAGUGUUGAAUUGGGUCUGGAGAAAGUAUGCAACAAAUCUAGCUUUUCUUUCACUUUUUCAGAUUAAAUGACUUCAAAAUGUUACAUUUUGUUACUGAAAUUGAUGUUAGUGAGUCGAACUGAAUGCUAAGUAAUAACUUAGCCACAUGUAUUGCUGAAUUUUGAGAGCUCUCAUCACCCAAACUGAUAACAAACUCUUGUAGAUUGUUUCUUGCACUAUAGUAGAAUGUCUAUUACUAUGAUGACAAUUACACUGGCGAUGAGUUAAUCUACAAUUUGAGACUGAACUAUAUAGGAAAAGUAUUGGAUAUUGCAUAAAAAUGCAUGAAUUAAAUAACAAAAAAUUUGUGUGAACUACAUGUUCUCUCCGUAGGUAUGGAUUCUGUCAGAAUCACAACAGCAACAAAAGAGUAUGAUGAAGAUGAUACUUUAAGUAUGAGAUGUGUUAGGAUUUGCAGAGGUAAAAUGACUGGUUGGUACAAAGAUGGUAGACAGCUGUUGGCGGCUACUGAUCCAAGAAUCAAUGUAACAUUUGGGACUGAGAGUGAAUUGACAUGGACAAAUCUAGUGGUGGAAAAACUUACUGUCAAUGAUUCUGGAGUGUACAUUUGUGCAGCUACUGACUGUCAAAGUAAACCUUUGAAUGUGUCGAGGGAUAUCAAAGUCAACAGUAAGUAAUCAGUUUGUCUGUGAGUACCAUAAAACCAAACCUUCCCUGUUUACUGUGUUCCUGUGAUAAUACCAUUGUGUUAUGAUGAUAUUAUCAUGGGAAUAUUUCAUGUAUUAUCCAUAUUAUUUUUAGAUAACACCCCACUAACUAAUAAGUUUCUUACCAACUGUUUGGUGGGUAUUGUGUUGACAUGACAUUGUCAGGAGAAUUUUUAUGCGUAAAAUCAUUCUCUAGAGAUGAAGGGUUAAAACAGAAGAGGCUGUACAGGUGCAACAAUUUUUGCUAUCACAAACCCUUACACUCCCAAGAUCUCAUUGGUAAAUUUCUCCCUGCUGUCUGCUAUACAAUUCUUAUGAUGUUAGUUUGGAGAAUUUGGUAUUGAAUCCACUAAUAAUGCCCUAAUUGAUUUUUUUAUUCCCAUCACUUCCCUUCUUGAUAUUGUAUUGAUAUUGGAAGGAGUAAUUAUGUCUUGGUCACUCAUGGGAAUUCAAGUGUUAACAGCAACUUCCUCCAGCAGUUGAAUCCUCCCUUAGAAACAGUACAGUUAAUGGUUUUGCUCACCCAUGUUGCAGAUUUGUGUAUUCCAGUUGCUUACACCAUUUGCUUUGUUUUCUUUUCAGAGGUUUUUCCACCAAGUAUACUCAACUUUGAAAAUCAGACAGCUUAUCAUCAAAUUAGCACUGAAUUAUUUUGUAAUGUUUCUGCUCAUCCGAUGCCAAGUCAGGUACAGUGGUUUAGAGGCAGUCAGCCCCUUAGAAAUCAAAUUGAAGUCAUGGACAGACUUUUACCCUCGGCUUGUAAAACUCGUUCUCCUGGUUUCUAUCGAGUAAACGGUGUUGUUGGGAAACUCAUCAUUUGUAAGCCUGCAGACACUCUUCAUACAGGGACCUACACUUGUAAAGCGGCAAAUAGGAAAGGGGAAAGUAACGCUACUGCCUUUCUUAAUGUACUGGGUAAGUGAACGGAGAGCCCAAUGAGCAAUGGAGUCAGAUAUUGUUGUUAUUUCGUGACUCGCUCGCAAUGGGAGAAGUUAGAAAACCAGUAACAAAUUGUUUUCGUAGUUAGUGUGAAAUUUCAGUAAAUAUUCAGUUGUGCCGCUGACAUUUUAUACUUGACAAGUCAUUACUAAAAAUCUAUCUUUGAACUGAUCAGUUGAAUGUUGAAAAGUAUUCUGAGUGAAAGAGGAAAGGGAUGGGUGGAGAAGGGAGGGGAGAGCAGGGAUGGGAUUGGAAGGGACGGAAGAAGAAGGGGGGUACAGUAUGAGAAGGGGAAGAAGGGGGCAGGAGCUGAAAGGAGAGGGAAGGGGAGGGGAGAAGGGAUGGGAUUGGAAGGGACGGAAGGAGAAGAAGGAGGGACAGGAGAGAAAGGGAGGGAAGGAGCUGGAAGGGGAAGGGAGGGGACAGUAUGAGAAGGGAGGGGAGAGAAGGGGAGCAAAGAGAACUGAAAGGAGAAGGGAUCGAAAGGGAGGAAAGUGAAGGGGAGGGGCCGGGUGGAGAAGGGAGGGGAGAGCAGGGAAGGGAUGGAAGGAGAGGGGAGGGGACAGGAGGAGAAGGGGGUAGAGAAGGGGAGCAGGAGCUGAAAGGAGAAGGGAUCGAAAAGGAAGAGAGGAAAGGGAAGGGGUUGGGUGGAGAAGGGAGGGGAGAGCAGGGAAAGGAGUGAAAGGGACGAGAGAAGAAGGGGUGGAGAGAAAGGGAGGGAAGGAAAGGACUUCAAGAGAUCACAGGGCUUCUGAAUUGCUUUACUCGUCAAGAGUUAAUGCCAUUUAUGCCUGAAACAUUUUUAAUUUCAGAGAACCCUGUGAUUAUACUUCCAGCCAAUGGAAGUCGUUCGGUUGAACUAGGGGAGCCAUGGAAUAGUACGUGCGUAGUCACUGGUAACCCUGUGCCAAAAGUAGAAUGGAAAAGAGUGGAUGGAAAUGGAAAUUUAGUAUUCACUCAAAAACAAUACAACAACGAGGAGGUGGUGUUAUUGUUGGAGUCUGUCAGUAAAAAGGAUCUCGGAAUGUACUUGUGUGUAGCCGUUAAUUCAAAAGGAAUUGCAGUUGCAUUCGUCGAAUUGGGUAGGUUGACGAAGUUAGCCAAGUUUCACGUUAAUUAUUACAAAUUCGAAAUCAUAGAAAACUCGCUUGAGCGUGACCUUGUAACAGGUUCAGGCACGAGUAGUGAUUUAUAAAAACUGAGUUAAAAUGUUAAAAUCUUAAUCAUCAAAAUUACUUUCUAGCACCAUGACUGCGAAAACGGUUGGACUUAAGAUCGCUGCUACGGUCCCUCCAAAUGAUAAUCUCCCUUCAACAAACAUGAUGAAUAUGUUUCACUUCCUUUCCUCUUAGCAGAGGCAGACAGCCCCCAGCCGAGCACAGCUCCAGAAGGAUCAAGCAGAGAGAUGCUCAUCGCUCUCAGUGUUGUUGGAGUGCUUCUCUUUGUCCUUUUUAUUGUCAUCUUAGUCUGUUGUGUAUUUUUUCGCCGCCAGCGUCAGAAGAUUAAAGAAUAUCACAGUCAGUUUUUCCUUUUGACUUUUGAACCCGCUAUGGUACGGUACUGUUGUUUUAUUCAAUUGUUUGUUUGUUUGUUCGUUUGUUUGUUUUUGCGUAUUCCUAAGUUAUGGAAAUCUUGAAAAUGCACGUUAUACAGGAUCGUGAACGCGUGAAAUCUGUUCUUUUCCCUAGACAGGUGUGCUAGUUUAAUAUUAUUUGUAGAAAUUGCCAAAUUCAACUGGAUGGUCACGGGAAACAGGUGCAACGGGUUGCAAUCUUGGGGGUGGGGGGCAAGGUAUAAACACAAACCGGCACAUUAGGUGCCAUGAACCAUUGCGUGAAAAGAUGUUCAAACCGUACUAAGCGCAGGAACUAUGCGAUUGGGUGGACUGGAACUUAGUACAAGGGACCGUUCUGCCGCUGCAGUGCGAGAAAUUGAUCAACUGGUAGAAAGAAACUGAUAGCAACCACGGAAUAACUUGCUACUGUUACGAAAUUUCCUUGAAAGGUUUUUAAUUCUUGUUCACUUGUUGGUAAAUUGUUUUCAGAUUGAUCCCGCCCGUACUCUUCAGGAUCAGUGUGAGAAUCUUUCAUACAAUCCAGAUUGGGAGUUUCCGGAGGAAAGGCUCACUCUCGGGAAGGUGCUGGGAUCAGGGGCCUUCGGUGAGGUCAUUAAAGCAGAGGCCAUUGGAAUUGCGGACUUUCAUCCCCGCGACAAAAGUUCAGAGAAAGUAAAACGUCGGUCCAAAAUACUACAUCGCAUUAGUAGCAGCAGGGUGUAUCAGGAUUCUAGCGGAAUUCCUUACGUGAAGACAACUGUUGCAGUCAAGACGCUGAAGAGUAAAUAUCAUUUGCCAUGAUUCAAAUAAGCCUCUUGCAUAGCCUUGUCACAUGAGCAUGUCGAUCAUCGCAUAAUGGUCGAGGUAUAGAUUAGAUUCUGAGAUGGAAAGGGCGUGAUAAAAGUAUCCGUCCAAUUUCGACGCAACUGGCAUUUUAGUGUGAGAUCUUUUGACGGUUAGAAAAUGGUAACAGAUUUGUUCGUUGAAGGUUUAAUUUUGCCAUCCAGCAGCUGAUAACUUUUGAAGCGAGAUAACUAAUUAAUCCUCACCGAAAUACCUUUAAAAGUAUUAGAUAGGGUUGUUUGUGGCCAAUUUUGACUUGGUGCCUCUGUCUGUAUUGUAGGUAACGCCAAGAAAGAGGACUUCGCUGACCUCGCCUCUGAGCUGAAGAUUCUUAUACAUGUCGGGGAGCACAUGAAUAUUGUUAACCUAUUAGGGGCUUGUACAAAAGGCGAUCGCUUGUUCAUCAUCAUGGAAUAUGCACCACAUGGAAACUUGUUAAUGUUCCUACGAAACAAGCGAGAAAUUUACGAGCCCACCUGGAUAACUACAACGAAUAACCCAGAAAAUGAACUAACGAUCAAGAAUUUGGUAGUUUUUGCUUACCAGAUAGCACGUGGAAUGGAGUUUUUAACUUCAAAACAGGUAUGGAUACAUUUGGUUUUGAAUCGAUUUUUUUCUUAGAUUGUAGCGUUAGGUGUGUUUGUUUUGUGCCAGGGGUUCUCUAUUAAGAAAUUUUAAAUAUCCACAUCACUAGUAAACAGAGUUAUGCUAUAACUGAGAAAAGGAGAGAUCGAGAGAUAUCGACUUUUUCGUUAGGAUCGAGUCCUGUGGAGUGGAGAACGACCUAGGGAGAAGGGAAAAACUCGAUAGGAUAUUCAAUGUGCGUAAUAUUUUCUUGAAAAGUGAUUGCUGAAUUUUUUAGCUGAUUCGCUUUUUGAAGGCCCUCAGUUUGUGCAAAUCACUGUAAGUCAUUGGCAGACAGGUGAAGAGAGAAGGAAACGAGCAAUUUGGAAAAACAAAAAACAAAAAACCAGACAACUAAUGAGGAAGUGGAGUUUUAAAGGGGACAUACAGAAGAGUAACAAUCUGACAUCUUGAUAUCUCAAGUCUUUUUUUUCUGCUUUUUGGUUUGUAAAAAUUUUAUUGUAGUUACUCAAAAAACCAAGAAGUUGUGGAACGUUAUCUUCCUUUUUUUCGUUUAAUUGUGGAUGUAUUUUUAGUGUAUUCACAGAGACUUAGCAGCAAGGAAUGUUCUCGUCGGAGAAGAUUACGUCAUGAAAGUCGCUGACUUUGGUUUAGCUCGAAAUAUUUACAAAAGCGAUAUGUACGUGAAACAAACUCAAGGAGUUCUGCCCAUCAAGUGGAUGGCGAUAGAAUCAUUGUUCGACAGAGUUUACACUGAAAAAAGUGAUGUGUAAGUUCUCGUAGAUUUUCUUUUAUCCUAAGACUUCUCUGACUGUUCUGCUGAGAUGUUGGCCAAACGAACUGUUAUCGAUUAUCGGAAUGAAAAAUAGGAAGUAUGUUUAGCAAAGUUGUAAGGAAGCCCAUCUCGCACCAAUUUGUUUCAGAUUCGUCUUCGUUUUUGUAAGUUGAGUGGCUUCUGACUCAAGGAUCAAUCUCUUGUUUCUUUCGAUAUUCUGCCGCCCAUAAAAGGCAUCACUUGACGUGUAAACUGCAUUUCUCUUUAAGACAGUCUCCUUUCGAUUUUAGAAUAUUAUGAAAGUUUAUUUUCGUCCAGGUGAAAAUGGUGCUUGUAUAUUUGAUGUGAAACCUCUACGUACAGUCACGUAAUUGCUAAUUCUUUUCUUUGAUCCUUGCAGAUGGUCAUUUGGUAUUUGCCUGUGGGAGAUCUUCACGCUCGGAGGAACACCUUACCCUACCCAAUCUGCGGAAGAAGUUAUGGACAUGCUCAGUGACGGUGAGCGAAUGGAGCAGCCGCACAACUGUCCUUUGGACAUGUACGUUAUUAUGAGGGACUGUUGGGAACAAAAUCCUGAUCAGCGGCCUACAUUCUUACAGCUCAGUGAACGAAUCGGAAGGAUACUAGAGUUACACACUUCAAAGGUGAAGCCGUUAGUCUUUGUCUAAAUCUGUAUGUUGAGUUGGCUUUUAAGUUAGAGACGUUUUCACUAUCCGCCGACACUCUUCGGAGAGGUUUUGAUAAGCUGGGUACGUCAAAAGAAUUGUCAAUCACUCGCCUUGAUUUUUAACAAACCAGACACUAAGCUACCUCGAGCAACAUCAACCACUGAGCUUGACACAAAGGAUUUCCAUUAUUUUUGGCCCAAUAGGUAGGAUUACGAGAAUGUCCUGUAAUUAAGGUUUCCUCUAUUGUAUUCCUUUGAAAUGUUCCUUUUCCUCCACAGCAAACUAACUCGGCAUACGUAAGUAUCACAGGAGACAACCGACCUGCCAAUGAUUAUUACGUCACACCCUAUAAUACAGAAUCCAACUUUCCGCAAACAAGUUUAGCUGGCUUAAACAGGUUAGCUUUCAGUCCGAUUGGUAUUUUAUAUUUUCCUACAAAUGUACUCCAAUUGCAAAGUUGUUAAGUUAAAAUUAUGAUGAAGCUUGAUUCAUUAGGGAUAUGUCGUGGCAUUUGAUGAGAUCCUCCCUCUAUGCUGCCCAGCUGGGACCCACUACCCCUAGGAAAUAGAAUGCAAUUUGUAAGACCUUGAUGUUAUUUCAAGGGCUCUGAUAUAAUAUGUUGGAAAUGGAACAUACCUUGGAUUUUCACAAAAAUCGCGCUCGUGACUAAUUAUGACAAUGAUAAUUAAUGCAUAGACGAAAAGUGAGUAACGCAAACCCUGAUGGUGAUAACACUGACUUGCCGUUUUUCUUGAAGAAAGAAAACGUUACCUGGGAAGGUUUACGCUACAAGAAACCCUUAAACUUUGUCUCGACCAAGAAACACAUAAAGCCAAGUACUUUUAAUCUAAAUGCGGUAUCUUAUUUUAGACAAACGAGUGACGAUGUUGAGUCCAGUCCCUCUCUCCCGUUGUCUCGAGACAUGGAUACCGAGCAGGAACUGGAUCAAGACGAAAGAUAUAGAAUGGUGGAUCUAGGGGCCGAUGGAAGCCUGUCAGGGAACGAGAGCGGAAUAAGUUUGGAGGAGGGCAACGACGAAGCUUCUGCAGUAGCAGAAUUAAGGCCUCUUCGUGUUUCUGCUAUACCUACCUCAAAAGUAACCGCUAAAGCAAAACUUAAGUCAAAUUCUAAAGAAACUGAAAUAUAACAAGAAGCAAAGCUGUUCCAAAUUCAUAGGCGCUUGCCCAACCUCUAAACUACAGCAACCUUAUCGGUGGAUCUCCCCAUUUUAGGUGUAAAACAUGUUUCCGUAGGUAAGUGAAACGAAUGCGAUGUAUUUUUUACAUGGUAAACACCUUCCAGCUGAUAGGUUUGCUUCGUCGCAUCGCUUUACAGUGUUUUUCUCUCUAACGUAUUGUUAAUUUAAAGUGUAGUUACUUUUUGGAGUGUCAGGGUAUUUAGCAGCGAGAUAAAAUUUCGCCUUUUAACAGUGAGGAAUGCUUCUGGGAAUAUUUACAAAAUGCAUUGUAUGAUCUCGACACAAGAGGGAUGGAGGGAAAAUUUGCCAUCGCUUUAUCGCUUUUUAGGCCUCGGGUAGCCAUUGUAUUGGGUCUCUUGUUCAGAUUUUAGACCAAGAAGGAAUUUUAACCAUUCUGUAUAGUAAUCGUACAAGUUUAAUUCUUCUUAACGUUGAACAUAAAUACAUCAGAAGUACGCUUUUUUUAAAAAAAAGUUACGAAUAGAGAUGUUUUUUUUUUCAAUUUACGCGGAUGUACUGCGUAUAACAACAUUAAGCUGAUUGAAGCAUUUUUGAAAGAAGUAAAAAGCGUAUGUCAAAUGGUGGUAAAUUUUUAUGACCUCGUUUUGGCGCUCGCCAGAGCCUCUUGCCAGCUUUCGUCACAGUGCCUGAUUGAAAUAGCGUUUCCAGACCUUCCUUUACGCCGUUCGUAGAGCACGUUCCUGAAACUCUAAAAAAGAAACCUGAACGUUUCUCUUUUCUAAGUGUGACGAUUCUAUAUGCAAACGACACUCAUUAUAGGGCCGCAGUCGAGUACUUCCCGUAAAGCCAGGGACUGAGUUGAUUUCCCCUGAAAGUGCUGUGGAGAUGAGGAAAUUUAGUCGGGGACAAACCUGCUUCCAUUAAAACACUCCUUACAGGGAUUUGAAUUGAAAGCCUUUUUAUUAUCAGAUAUUUAAUUAGUUGCUUGCGCCUAAAUAUACCUAUACAAUGAAAAUGUUACUAAUCUCAUUUGAUAUACAUUUCUAGAGAGGACGUUGUUUAAAAGUGCCAUCUACGUAUUUUUUUAACAUUCUGUUAGAAAAUCGCUCAAGUUUAACAUUUCAGAUUUGGUCUGAAUGCGACAUGUUUAUACAGCGGAAUUCAAAAGUUAAUUUCGAAUAAAUAACUUUACAUGAUAUGAGCCAAACGUAGCUUUGUUGCAUUUAUGAAUGAAACUAGGAAAAGCUGAACAACAUUUCGCUGACCACACGCGCGACUACUAUCAACUGCUAAUGAUAAACAUAUCGUAACUUUACACAGAGAAAUGAAAGCAAGCAAUUUCACACUUUGUUUCGAUGGAUAUCGUUACUUCACUUUGCAUUUUAUAAUGGUCACAUGUCACUGAAAAUUUAUAUCAGAAUAGCUCAUUUCCUUUCUAAAAUUAGUUUUGUAAAAUCUUUCACCAUUACGAGGUUCACUUAGAGAAUACUUAGAAAGCAGAAAAGUAACAAAAAUUCAAUUCGAAGAUUGAAUCUACAUUAUUUCUUCAAAAAUAUACCCAUUCAUUUAAAGAUAUACAGAGC
This is a messenger RNA of Pocillopora meandrina, 15144 nucleotides long. The record is from the annotation of a GenBank genome assembly. NCBI's taxonomy places the organism in Eukaryota, Metazoa, Cnidaria, Anthozoa, Scleractinia, Pocilloporidae.